UAAUUAAAGAUACAUGUAAUAAUAAAACAUAUAUACUUGAUUAUGAUAAAUAUGGAUGUGAUAAAAUAUUGUAUUACAUCUGUAUUUUACAAUAAUUAAAAAGAUACAUGUAAUAAAACAUAUCACAUGGUGUGUGGAAAGGGGGCGGAGCGUAGGAGGAUGCAUGUGUUCGGGCCCUCAGAUGGUGUGUAGAAAGGGGGCGGAGCCAAGGAGGAUGCAUGUGUUUGGGCCCUUGGAUGGUGUGUAGAAAGGGGGCGGAGCCAAGGAGGAUGCAUGUGUUUGGGCCCUCAGAUGGUGUGUGGAAAGGGGGCGGAGCCAAGAAGGAUGCAUGUGUUCGGGCCCUCGGAUGGUGUGUGGAAAGGGGGCGGGGCCAAGGAGGAUGCAUGUGUUUGGGCCCUCAGAUGGUGUGUGGAAAGGGGGCGGAGCCAAGGAGGAUGCAUGUGUUCGGGCCCUCAGAUGGUGUGUGGAAAGGGGGCGGAGCCAAGGAGUAUGCAUGUGUUCGGGCCCUCAGAUGGUGUGUGGAAAGGGGGCGGAGCCAAGGAGGAUGCAUGUGUUUGGGCCCUCAGAUGGUGUGUGGAAAGGGGGCGGAGCCAAGAAGGAUGCAUGUGUUUGGGCCCUCAGAUGGUGUGUGGAAAGGGGGCGGAGCCAAGGAGGAUGCAUGUGUUUGGGCCCUAAGAUGGUGUGUAGAAAGGGGGCGGAGCCAAGGAGGAUGCAUGUGUUUGGGCCCUAAGGUGGUGUGUAGAAAGGGGGCGGAGCCAAGGAGGAUGCAUGUGUUUGGGCCCUCAGAUGGUGUGUGGAAAGGGGGCGGAGCCAAGGAUGAUGCAUGUGUUUGGGCCCUCAGAUGGUGUGUAGAAAGGGGGCGGAGCCAAGGAGGGUGCAUGUGUUUGGGCCCUCAGAUGGUGUGUAGAAAGGGGGCGGAGCCAAGGAGGGUGCAUGUGUUUGGGCCCUCAGAUGGUGUGUGGCAACGGGGCGGAGCCAGCAGGAUGACCUUAGUGAUGAUGUGAGAAGAAGAGUUUCCAGGAGACAAGCAUCUUAACGAGCGCAUGCUUCCUGCUGGGCAAUUAGGUGCGGCUAAUUAACAAGACAAGUGUUUUCUGGGACGACCCUGAAUGUUGCCGUGCGUCAGUCCACUCGCCUACUAAUGACCGACGCCCACCUGUGACCUUACGGGACGGAGGACUCCUUUUAAAACGGUCAACUCCAACUUUGCACCGCAGAACAUCAAAGUCGCUCCAAGAUGUGGGCGGGUCAGCAUCCCGGCAGCUCGCCCUUCACCCUGCUCUCCCUAACUCUCCUCUUCCAAGCCCCGCCCACGGUGACAUCACACCCUCGGCCGCCCUACCAGGUGAUGUCGGGGCCGGGGCGCCUCCACGCCCCCCACAGGAGUCCCUGGGCGUGGCCGCAGGAGCAGCGGCUGGAGGCGGCGUCCUUGGAUGAGGAGCACGUGUUGGUGCGUGUGCGGCAGGCGGGGGAAGACGGCGAGGGCGUGCGCUCCGGCGGCCCGCUGACCUCCAUGGUGGGCGGGCUGCAGAGUGUCAGCCGGGAGAAGGGCGGCUUCGGCUUCCGCUUCGGCAGGAAGAGAUGGACCAAUGAGGCCUGGAGGGGGCGGGGCUAAAGUCCCAUGGACUCUUCUUCUUUGCACAGCCGUGACAUGAAACCAUGGCAACCAUCACUUCAA
Nerophis ophidion (straightnose pipefish) is the source of this 1678-nucleotide messenger RNA. RefSeq names its product pyroglutamylated RFamide peptide (gene qrfp). NCBI's taxonomy places the organism in Eukaryota, Metazoa, Chordata, Actinopteri, Syngnathiformes, Syngnathidae. Bases 1238 to 1615 code for a protein of 125 amino acids. Gene Ontology annotation, molecular function: orexigenic neuropeptide QRFP receptor binding. The transcript is spliced from 2 exons. The record is from RefSeq and is a predicted model, not a curated record.